Sorghum bicolor (sorghum) is the source of this 957-nucleotide messenger RNA. RefSeq names its product uclacyanin-3. Gene Ontology annotation, cellular component: plasma membrane. Bases 50 to 697 code for a protein of 215 amino acids. The transcript has 2 exons. NCBI's taxonomy places the organism in Eukaryota, Viridiplantae, Streptophyta, Magnoliopsida, Poales, Poaceae. The record is from RefSeq and is a predicted model, not a curated record. Gene Ontology annotation, molecular function: electron transfer activity.
CGAUUCAUAUCUUCUUGUUCCAAUAGAAAGAAGGACAACCACCAAGGCCAUGGCUGCAGCGACGACGAUGACGUCUCGCCGCCUCUUCGCGCUCGCCGCCGCCGUCUACGUCCUCGCCGUCUGCUGCCUCGAGCGCCCCGCAGUGGCGGCGGCGCCGCAGGGGAAGCAGUACAGGGUCGGCGGUGAGGACGGGUGGCGCGUGCCGCCGCCGCCGCCGCCGGAGAACAAGGACAGGUACUACGACACCUGGGCCUCCAACAUCACCUUCUACGUCGGCGACACCCUCGAGUUCGUGUACAAGAACGACUCGGUGCUGAGGGUGUCCAAGGCGGGGUACUACCACUGCAACGAGACGGCGGCCGACGCGGCGCCGCGCGACGGCCGGACCGUCUUCCUCCUCGACGGCCCCGGGUUCGCCUACUUCGCCAGCGCCGACCUCGCCCACUGCGCCAUGGAGGAGCGCCUCGCGGUCAGCGUCCUCGCUGCCGGCAGCCUGCCGGCGCCCGCGCCGUCCCCGUCGUCGUCGUCGUCGUCGUCGUCCUCGGCGCCCGGGCCGUGGUCCUGGGUGCUGUCGCCGUCGCCGUCGCCGUCCGGUGAGCACUCCGCCGCUGCUGCGCUGCCGGUCGUCGCGGCUUCCUCUGCUCACGCCGUCGUCCUCGUGGUGGCCGUCGCGCUGCUGGCAGCCGGUUUCGUUUGAUUUCAGCAAUCGUAUCGCAGUGUCUCUGUGUGUUAUUCGGUGUUUAGGCAUGCAUGCAUUAUUGUGCAUGAUCAUCAGUACGUAGUUUGAAUCUUAUUAAGAGUGCCAUCGCAUGUGUGUGCUGUGUCGUAUCGUCAAAUAUUGUUCAUGUUCAUUAGGUUGCUGAUGAUGAUGUUGGACUCUUUUAAUGUCGUGAUGUAUCGUAGGUUUCGUUUCCAAUGCCAGUACCAUUAUUAAUUAAUUAGAAGUUUGUCUCUGGA